This is a messenger RNA of Cucurbita maxima (winter squash), 2044 nucleotides long. Its product is annotated as UDP-glycosyltransferase 73C6-like. Gene Ontology annotation, molecular function: UDP-glycosyltransferase activity. Bases 164 to 1648 code for a protein of 494 amino acids. NCBI's taxonomy places the organism in Eukaryota, Viridiplantae, Streptophyta, Magnoliopsida, Cucurbitales, Cucurbitaceae. The transcript has a single exon. The record is from RefSeq and is a predicted model, not a curated record.
AUUGUUACCCAAUUGAUCGGCCCACUGCCCCAUGGGAGGUCAAAUGCUACCAAAAUGCUGAUGCACGCACUUACCUCACGCCUCCAUUGAUUUAUAUAUAAAUAAUGGAAACCAGAGCCCCAUAGCUCGGAGGAACGGCCUUCUCUUUCCACACGACUCUGCCAUGGCGCCCCACAGCGAUACACUUCACUGUCUUCUCUUCCCUUUCAUGGCGCAGGGCCACAUGAUCCCCAUGAUGGACCUCGCCAAGCUUCUCGCUCGCAAUGGCGCCAUAGUCACCAUCGUCACCACGCCCCUAAAUUUUGCCCGCUACCACUCUGUUCUUACUCGCGCCAUUGAUUCCGGCCUUCAAAUCCACGUCGUUCAACUCCAAUUCCCAUGGACCAAAAACUCCGGCAUCCCAGAAGGCUGCGAGAAUGUCGACUUACUUCCUUCACUUUCUUACUUAUCCCAUUUCUACAGAGUUUUAAGUCUCCUUUACGACCCAUCGGAGAAAUUGUUCGAGCAGCUCACCCCUCGUCCGAAUUGCAUAAUCUCCGACAUGUGUAUUCCUUGGACCUUCCAGCUCGCUCAGAAAUUCCAUGUCCCCCGGCUCGUUUUCUACAGUUUGAGCUGCUUCUUCCUUCUCUGUCUCAACCGUUUAUUCGGAAAAUCCGAUGUUUGGAAAUCCCUGUCUGAUUCUGAGUUCGUGGCGGUACCGGACUUCCCCGAUCCGGUGGAGUUUCGCAAGUCGCACCUACCUCGUAGCACGGAUGAUUACGCGACCCAAUUUGGUCAAGCAAUGAGCGAGGCUGAUCGGCAGUCGUACGGCGUUAUUUUAAAUGUAUUUGAGGAGAUGGAGCCAGAGUAUCUAACAGAGUAUAGAAAGGGAAGAGAAUUGCCGGAGAACGUCUGGUGCGUCGGCCCUCUUUCGCUUUCCAACGAUACCGAACUCGACAAAGCCGAAAGAGGCAACAAAGCCUCAAUCAACGAACACGAAUGCAUCAAAUGGCUCGAUGGGCAGCAACCCUCUUCGGUGGUUCAUGCGUCUUUGGGGAGUCUCUGCAAUUUGGGAACAGAGCAGCUCAUAGAGCUGGGAUUGGGAUUGGAGGCAUCGAACAAACCAUUCAUCUGGGUCAUAAGAAAAGCCAAUCUCAAAGAAGAAUUACUGAAAUGGUUAGAGGAAUAUGAUUUCGAGAGGAAAGUUUCAGGUAGAGGCUUGGUGAUUCGUGGAUGGGCGCCACAGGUUCUGAUACUCUCCCACUCUGCAAUUGGAUGCUUUCUGACACAUUGCGGUUGGAAUUCGAGCAUCGAAGGGAUAUCGGCCGGUGUCCCAAUGAUCACAUGGCCUCUAUUUGCGGAUCAAAUCUUCAACGAGAAGCUAAUCGUACAGAUUCUGAAGGUGGGUGUAAGUGUGGGAGAGGAAACGGUUUUGCAUUUUGAAAGGGAAGAUGAAGAACUGGUUCUGGUGAAGAGAGAAAAAGUGAGAGAAGCCAUAGAAAUUGUAAUGGAUGGAGAUGAGAGAGAAGAGAUGAGAGAGAGAUCAAAGAAGCUUGCGAAGAAGGCGAAGACCGCCAUGGAAGAAGGAGGUUCGUCUCAUCGGAACCUCAAACUGCUCAUUCAAGAUUUGAUUGCUCAUGGUCGAAGUUCUAAGAAUGGAAGCUGCUGAUGAUUGUGGUGUAAGUUGUUUUUUUUGAUAAUCAGCCAUAUAAAUUCUGUGAGAGGAAAUCGUAGACGGGAGGUUCUUAGAAGAAAAAUAAAAUAGGUAAAAUAAAAUCAGGUUAUUAGAUAUUUUGAACAGAUUUCCUGUUUAAAUAUAAACCAUCUUAAAUCUUAAAAAUUGGUCGAGAGUGGCCAACUAACUAAAUCUCCGUCACUCUCUACAAAAUUGUGGUUUAAAACUUUGGUGAUCCAUUCGGAUUCUGAGAUCGUGUGAAUUGAACAACUGAAAGAAUCCAGGUUUUAUCUAACAUAAGUUAUGGUUCUCACUGAGUUUAUACUUGUAAACACUUCAACACGUAAACACUUCGAUCACGAAAAGGAACAUGAUUGAUUCUUUCAAACA